Geodia barretti is the source of this 2913-nucleotide messenger RNA. The record is from the annotation of a GenBank genome assembly. NCBI's taxonomy places the organism in Eukaryota, Metazoa, Porifera, Demospongiae, Tetractinellida, Geodiidae.
AUGGCGACCUACCAGGCAGUCUACGACUACAAGAACACCUCCAGUGCCAUGCUCUCGUUUCGCUGCGGGGACAAAUUCACCGUGAAGAAAAAGACAAAUGACGAUUGGUGGGAAGUCGAGAGUGAAAAAGGGGCCACUGGACUCGUGCCUGUAUCCUACCUCGAACUACUAGAGGACAAGAGUGAGACGGACGGAGGGGGUGGGGGAGGGGUCGGAGGUGUAUUUACGGCUCUGUACGAUUUCACUGGUCAGGACGGCACUCAGCUGAGCUUCCAGAGAGGAGAGAAGCUAAAGUUGGAGGCUAAAACCGACGUCUCCUGGUGGACAAUGAAGUCCCUAGCAACCGGUCUCUCCGGCUACGUCCCCCUCAAUUACAUCGACGUUCCCGUGGAAACAGCCACUAGCCCCGCCCACACUACCAGCGGAGCUACUACCAACACUCCCGGGGAUACCACGACGUCCGGUAGUCAUGGUGACACGAGGCCACACCCCCACGACGGUGUGGGAGAAAACGAGGCGUUGUCAGAGGUUCUGUUGUCAGUGGACAGAGCAAUGCAGAAGAUCCAUGACGAGGCCACGCUACAGGGAGGCACCUACACCUCUCAGCAGAGAGCUGCCCUGCAGCAACUAGCCACCCACAGAAAGAGUGUGGUCGAAGAAAGCAGCUCCCUAACCCAGCAGCACACUGCAAACAAUCACCAGCAACCCUCACCGAAAUCACACUCCCACAAGAACGCCACCCCCUCUCCCUCCCUCACUCACUCAUCCCACGCAGGACUGACUGUAAAUGGAGGAGCUACCACUGCUAACCCCAUUACCGCACAUUCUAGUCCCCGCCCUCGGAGGAAGGCCCCGGCUCCGCCCACAAACCACACACCCCUGAGAGCGGACCACUUCAGUUCUCUCCCUCGCCGGUCGAAGUACAACAUGAAGGGAAGUCGCUCUCGUGAAGAUCUCGUUGGGGGAAGCAAUAAUCAGACAACAUUGCAGGAUUUUGCUGGUCUUCGCGAUCGCUCUCAGACGCAGCCGCAGCACGCAAUGUCCGCGGUGCGUCGAGUCCGGUCCGGCUCCCAGCCCAGCUUGGUCCCAAUCCAGAACCACACGGGGACAGCUGCGGCGAGCUCGACCUCGCGACCUCCGAGUGCAGGGAAAGUCCCCUCACCGUCUUCCUCUCCGUUAAAAACCAGGACACCUCACUCCUCCCCCCAGCAGUCGAAUCCGUCGUCUCCUCAGAAGACUCAUCAUCAACAGCAACACAACCACCACCAGCAGCAGGGGAGGAGGAGGGUGUCGGAGCAGACUGGAGGCCAUGGCGUCCAGAGAACUCUCUCCUCGACCUCUUCGUCUUCUCUCACUGUUCUGCCCAGUCAGGAGAGUCCAGGGAAGUCAGCGGCAAGUCGUAGCAAGUCUUUCGACAUCCAUCACCACCCAGUGGCAGCUGGCUCCUCCUCCCACACGGUGGCCCCGCCCCCUUCGUCUCCGUCACACCAGCCGCGGCGCCCUGCUCCAGUCAGAACGUCGUCGGCCGGCACUCCCGAGGAAAAGAAAAAGAUAACACUCCCUCCAGGUCUGAGUCCGAGGACGUCGCCACUGACUCAGCGACGCACCGUCUCAACCACCGCUCUUCCCGAGAUUGCCACACCCAUGACCACACCCCUCCCCACCCAGUUCCCUGCUUCGGACGGCGCAGACUUGAUAGAAGUAGUCCGGACAAGAACGCAGCUGUCGUAUGCCAAGUCAGUAGAGGCAGUGAAGGGUGUGUUGGAAAUAUUGAGGGAUAAACUCCCGGACUCCUGCGGUGCUACAAUGGGCGCUCUUCUCUCAGCUGUACACGCUUCACAGGCUAACACGUCUCCCUCGAGCGCUCGAAAGGUGGACAGCAGUGCGGACACUGCGCGACUGAAGGAGAUAUUCUUCCAACUGAGAGAUGUGAGGGAGGACUCGCAGCAGAGGGGCUGGGCAGUCCACGAUGACCUCGGAGUAAUCAUGGAGUACCUGUCUGAACUCCUCCAGAUUCUGUGUGACGCGGACCAAGAGGUCACGAGGGCGGCAGUGAAGGAAGACAAGUACGAGAACAUUCUGACACUCAUCGGCUACUACGACAUCGAGUCCCGGAUCCCGAUCCGACUCCUGAUGCUGCAGGUGUUUGGUGUCCUCUGUGGGAUGGACCGAGAGAUCAUCAGCAUCUUCCUCAGCUCCAUUCUCCCCAAUGAGCUCGGCAGAGACAUCAACAACCGCCUUACAGAGAUUGAGAAGACACUGUACUCCAGUACUGUGUGUACCAUGAUCUUCUCCACUGGAGAGCCCGUCCCUCUUACCGUCUAUGACCAAUGGAACGAGGAGUACAUCUCCUUCCUGUUGGACACCAUUGAGACUCCACCUGAACAAGACACAGACGAACAGCUGCCCGACGCCUUCCUCAACGUCCUUCUCUCCUUCAACCAACACUUCUCAGAUCCAGAGACGAAUCCAGUGAUGAGUGUCCUGAAGACGAAGAAGGAUCCGAGACAUUUCAGCGAGAAGUUCAUGUUCCUCAUCAACCGAGGAGAUGACCCAGUGGCUCUCCUGGACCCACUCUGUCCAGACUCACUCACCAAGUUUGCCCUCGACGUAUUCUCCUCUCCGGAAACUUCCGGAAUGUUCUACACCACCGACCUCAUGGUACUCAUCGACAUCGUCCUCCGCCAGAUCAGUGACCUCUGCCCCGGGCGACCAGGCCACUAUCUGGAACUGCUGUAUCGUUUGGUGGGGAGUACAGACUACAGGUCCCACGGCCACAGACAGAAGGAGAUCACGGUGGUCCUCAACAGGAUCUCGCAGGAGGAGGGAGAGGAGAGCCUCCCGGACAAGGAGCUGGUCAGGAAGAUAUGGGUCAGCCAUCCGGGCUGCUUCGAUGAAAUCACUGACCUCUAG